Messenger RNA from Striga hermonthica, 1560 nucleotides. NCBI's taxonomy places the organism in Eukaryota, Viridiplantae, Streptophyta, Magnoliopsida, Lamiales, Orobanchaceae. The record is from the annotation of a GenBank genome assembly.
AUGGAUCUCAGCCUUCUAAGCUCCGUCUUAGCAGCCUUUCUCGGGUUUCUCAUUUUCUGUCGUUAUGGAUUGUCGAGGAAAAAGGAAAAGAAUGUUGCUGCCUCGGCCACCACCAACACGACCGCCAUUUCUGAAGGAGAAUGCGAAUCUAAGGACGGUGGCGAUGACAUCAUCAUAGUCGGUGCCGGAGUUGCCGGCGCAGCCUUGGCUCACACUCUGGGGAAGGACGGGAGACGUGUCUGUGUGAUUGAAAGAGAUUUGACGGAGCCUGACAGGAUUGUUGGAGAACUUUUACAACCAGGUGGUUACCUAAAACUACUUGAGUUGGGACUUCAAGAUUGCGUGGAAGAAAUUGAUGCUCAGAGGGUGUUUGGAUAUGCCCUAUUCAAGGAUGGAAAAGCCACUCGUCUUUCUUAUCCUUUAGAAAAAUUCCACGCUGAUGUAUCUGGCAGGAGCUUCCAUAAUGGACGCUUUGUACAAAGACUGCGUGAGAAAGCCGCUUCUCUUCCAAACGUCCGACUGGAGCAAGGAACCGUGACAUCAUUGCUGGAGGAAAAUGGGACUGUUAGAGGGGUACAGUAUAAGACAAAAUCUGGUGAGGAGUUGAAAGCUUACGCGCCUUUGACCAUAGUAUGCGAUGGAUGUUUUUCUAACUUGCGACGCUCACUGUGUGAUCCAAAGGUGGAUAUUCCGUCUUGCUUUGUUGGUUUGGUCCUCGAGAAUUGCCAACUCCCUUUUUCAAACCACGGACAUGUGAUCUUGGCUGAUCCUUCUCCUAUCCUGUUUUACCCUAUAAGCAGCAAUGAGGUCCGCUGCCUGGUCGAUGUUCCUGGUCAGAAGGUGCCUUCUAUAUCAAAUGGUGAAAUGGACAAAUAUUUGAAGACUGUGGUUGCUCCACAGAUCCCAGUUGAACUGCAAGAUGCGUUUGUAGCAGCUAUUGAAAAAAGAAAUAUUAGGAGUAUGCCAAACAGAAGCAUGCCGGCAGCUCCUCAUCCGACUCCAGGUGCUUUGCUUAUGGGGGAUGCAUUUAACAUGCGCCACCCAUUGACUGGAGGUGGGAUGACUGUGGCGUUAUCUGAUAUAGUCGUCUUGCGUAAUCUCCUUAAGCCUCUGCAUGACUUGCAUGAUGCCCCAUCACUCUGCAAAUAUCUUGAAUGUUUCUAUACACUGCGGAAGCCUGUGGCAUCCACAAUCAACACACUGGCCGGUGCCCUGUACAAGGUGUUCAGUGCCUCACCUGAUCAAGCACAAAACGAGAUGCGCCAGGCAUGCUUCGACUAUCUGAGCCUCGGGGGUGUGUUCUCAAACGGGCCUGUCUCGUUGCUUUCGGGCUUGAACCCUCGCCCGCUGAGCUUGGUUUGCCAUUUCUUUGCAGUCGCAAUAUACGGUGUGGGCCGUCUAUUGUUGCCCUUCCCCUCGCCCAAACGAAUGUGGAUUGGAGCUAGAUUAGUAUCGAGUGCAUCGGGAAUAAUUUUCCCUAUCAUCAAGGCCGAAGGAGUCAGGCAGAUGUUCUUUCCGGCAACUGUCCCUGCUUACUACCGAGCUCCUCCGCCUAACUAA